AUGACUUUAAACGCUUUUGGCAUUUCAUCCACCCUUUUUCUAAUCUUGUAUGCACUUUUGUUCAUCUUUUUGAUGUUCAAUUAUGCAACAAAGCGAUUCACACUUCGAAGCAGAUGGAGCUUAAUUUUAUUCCAUGUCACUCUUCGAUUAGCAGCUCAAUCUGUCGGUUUGGCAUUCUCUUUGAUCGGUUUCAAAGCAGUUUCUCUCCUUAUUGCUUCUUUGGUUCUUUCUGCAGAAGGGUAUUUUUCGCUGGUCUUAUGUGUGACCAGAUUAUUGAUUUCUUGGCAAAGGCAUUAUUUGCCCGAAAAACAUUCAUGCAUCAUUCGUUCACCAAUAAAUGCUAUCCAUUGGAUCCUUAACGCUGGAAACGUCUUAAUUAUCACGGGUGGGAAUUUCUUGGCCAGCGGAAAAGGAGAUUCAGCAUCAGAGAAUUGGAACACAAAUACCCAUCUAACAGCUUCUAAAAUCAUGCGUGGAACUGGACAAGGCAUAUGUCUGGCAACGGCAAUAUUUUUGUAUGGAUGUUUGUUCUUCACAUUGCGUCGUGCACAUAGCCGCAAUGCAACCAAGGAAGAAGUUCAAGCUAGAAUCGUUUUAGUAAUUUUGGCAAUCACUUUUCCCUUUAUGAUGAUUCGGGGCGUUUUCGGAAUCUUGCAAGGCGUGAUUGAUUCUUUGAACUAUUAUUACCCUGGCAUCUACAAUUCUGACGGUUUCACCAGCGAUUUUGUCGUGAAAGAGGCCGUUCUAACAACAAUGACUGAAUGGUGUACAUGCACAUUAUUAUUAUCCACAAGCUUGUUGCGUGCUACGAAGAAAGAAUCACAACACACAAGCACUGAUGAGGAUGACCACGAAGAAGAAGGAGCAGUCAAAUCCGAUGCAGAGGAAAAAUGA
Molecule: messenger RNA, 894 nt
Organism: Meira miltonrushii
Lineage: Eukaryota; Fungi; Basidiomycota; Exobasidiomycetes; Exobasidiales; Brachybasidiaceae
Exons: 3
Coding region: 1-894 (297 amino acids)
Source: RefSeq, a predicted model, not a curated record